AUGGAGGCCAACGCCGUCGCAGGUCCAUCCAAUGGCAGUGCGCCUCUCACAAAGAAUGCCAAGCGCAGGCUCAAGAAGAAGCAACAGCAGCAGCAAGAGUCGCAACAACGGCUAGCAUCGACAUCAUCAUCAUCAUCAUCAAUAGCUCGACCUGCCGCAUCCACCUCAGCUGCAAAGCAAGAUACUAGAGCCGAAUACGACGACAAUGACGAUGCUUCCCAUCGCGCCGCACUUAUCGAUGAAGCCGCUGACUUCCGCAUCGAUCCCAACUCAGAAGCAUACAAAGCCUUCUCGAACGUACUCUCGCGCUAUCAGCCCGACACGCUCUCUGCACAACAGCAGCCCUCAAAAGGCGAGAUCAUCUAUUCAGACGACGAUGUCGAGUCCGAACACGACGGCGAUUCCGACGCUGAUGAGACUGGCGCUGCUGCCGCGCACCUCUCCAAACGCAAACAGAAGAAGCUCCAACGUCUCACUGUAGCCGAACUCAAACAACUCGUACCCAAACCCGAAGUGGUCGAAUGGACCGAUGUCACCUCUACCGAUCCACGCUUGCUCGUACAUCUCAAGUGCGUGCGCAACAGCGUCCCCAUUCCCCCUCACUGGGCCACCAAACGCGACUACCUCCAGAACAAGCGAGGCAUCGAAAAGCCCCAGUACCAGCUCCCCGCCUACAUCGCCGACACCGGCAUCGCCACCAUGAAGGAUGCGCUCAAGGAGAAAGAGGCGGACCAGUCGCUGAAACAAAAGACGCGCGAAAGGGUGCAGCCAAAGAUGGGGAAGAUGGACAUCGAUUAUCAGAAGUUGUACGAUGCAUUUUUCAAGUUCCAGCACAAACCGCAGCUAAGUGGAUACGGCGAUACGUACUACGAGGGCAAGGAGUACGAGACCAAGUACAAGGAGAAGCGACCGGGGCAGUUGAGUAAGGAGCUCAUCGAAGCCUUGUCCAUUCCACCGCUGGCGCCACCGCCAUGGCUCAUUGCGAUGCAGAGAUACGGCCCGCCUCCCAGUUAUCCGCACUUGCCGAUCGCAGGGUUGAACGCGCCAAUCCCCCAGGGUGCGAGUUGGGGGUUCCACCCAGGAGGAUGGGGCAGACCACCCGUGGAUGAGUAUGGCAACCCGCUCUACGGCAAUGUGUUGGGCGGAGUAGAGGAGCAGAUGGAUGCAGAUUUGGUCGAUACAGUGGAAAAGGAGCACUGGGGCCAACUUGAACCCGAAGAAUCCGAUCCCGAAGAGGAGGAGGACGACGACGGCGAAGCUGAACAACCAGCCGAAGACGAAGCGUCAGAACAGCAAGACGUCGACAUGUCCGGCGUGCAAUCCGUCUCGUCCAUCGGCACCGGUCUCCAAACCCCGUCUUUCACUGAACUGCGCAAAGAUGCACGCAUCGAGUCGACGCCACGAUCGCUCUACACUGUCCUCCCCGAACGCGCGGCCGCUCCUGCAACAGCUGGCCAAUUCAUGUCUUCGGAACGAACCUACGAUUUCUCUUCCGCCCACCAACCCGAUCCUUCCGCACCUGUCCUUGGCGCCGAGACAGCGCGCGGCACCAAACGACCUGCCGCCGACUCGGUGGCAAUGUGUCUCAACCCGGACGAGCUAGUCCAGCACGACGGCGUGCAUGUCGAUCAGGAGCAGUACGAUGUGCAACGCAGACAGCAGUCUGCUCAGCGGUUCAGGUAUGCGCAGGAGGGUGAAGACGUGGCCGAAGUGAGAGCACAGUUGCAAAGCGAGAGGGAGAAGAGGCAGCGAGACGACGCCGAGAGACGGUCCAAUCGUAGGCAGGCGUAG
Sporisorium graminicola is the source of this 1791-nucleotide messenger RNA. RefSeq lists its product as uncharacterized. The transcript has a single exon. Gene Ontology annotation, cellular component: nucleus; U2-type spliceosomal complex; catalytic step 2 spliceosome. Lineage: Eukaryota; Fungi; Basidiomycota; Ustilaginomycetes; Ustilaginales; Ustilaginaceae. Bases 1 to 1791 code for a protein of 596 amino acids. Gene Ontology annotation, biological process: mRNA splicing, via spliceosome. The record is from RefSeq and is a predicted model, not a curated record.